Messenger RNA from Peronospora farinosa, 708 nucleotides. The record is from the annotation of a GenBank genome assembly. NCBI's taxonomy places the organism in Eukaryota, Oomycota, Peronosporomycetes, Peronosporales, Peronosporaceae.
AUGGAAACCUCCUCUUACUCAGGAGAAGGUAAGGACCGGUUGUCGCUGAAUCGGUGGUUCCGAGAAGUUGAUAUCGCCAUCGCCUCGAGACUUCUUGAGGCACCCCAGGCGAAGGUCAACAUUCUUCUUCCCCGCCUCACCGGGAAGGCCAAGGAGUGGGCCCUUGGUAAGCUCGUUCAAGACGAGAAACUGGUGGGACCAAGAUUUUUGUCGAUGCGACAGGGUAAAAUGGCGAUGCGUGACUACGUGCAGAUGGCUAGGCAUCUGGCGUCGUGUAUUAUCACGCACCCCAUGGACAUGUACACGCAGGUGAAUGUAUUUGUGGGUGGUAUGCGUGAGGGGCAGACCCGCUUAUCGCUGGAGCGCGCAGAGCCUGCCACAUUGGAGGAGGCAUUUGCCAUCGCACUCCGUGAAGACUUUAAGGUCACAGAGGCAUAUGCCAAACCCUCGGUCGUCACCGUUCCUCGACCUUCUGGUCCAGAACCUAUGGAGAUCGACGUGAUUGAGUCGUCGAGUGACCGACGACGUGUCAUUUCCCAUGAGGGUGACGCUCGCACCGGGCGUCAAAUGGGUUGCUUUCGUUGUCGCAAGCCAGGACAUCGCGCGGCUGAGUGCCUUGCGCCAGCGCCGAUAUCGGUGCAAGAAGUGGAUACCCAUCAUGAGGGUGAUGUACCGGCAGCACGCCCAAGAAACUGUCGGGACCAGUAG